Messenger RNA from Eimeria acervulina, 516 nucleotides. RefSeq lists its product as hypothetical. Lineage: Eukaryota; Apicomplexa; Conoidasida; Eucoccidiorida; Eimeriidae. The record is from RefSeq and is a predicted model, not a curated record. The coding region runs from base 1 to 516 and encodes 171 amino acids. The transcript is spliced from 3 exons.
AUGUUAAAGAAUUUAGAUUGUAAUACAGCUAAGUGGAUUGUACUUCAAGAAGAAGGUGUAUUAAUAAAAUUAAACUUACCUGAGAAUGAAGCGGAAGCAACAACAACAACAUCAGCAGUUCGAAAGAUAGCAGGAUUUAAAAAGAAUCAGACAAAGUACUCAUCACCUAAGAGCAUGCCUACGCAGCUUAAAGGCGAUAUAGAAGAAGCUAAACAAAAAGAAAGAAAUAAACUCUAUAAUGAACAUCAUCAAGGAGAUAAUGAUGAUGAAGACGAUGAUAAUGAUGAAGAAAACGAAGAUAACGAUGAAAAUAAUGAUAAUGAUCAUGACAACGAAAAAGAAGAAAACAAAAAAAAUAAAAAAAAUACGAGAGAUCAUCACUCUCCGUCUUCUCAAGCUGAAACUCUCGAACUCGCUUCACCAAGUGGAGGGAGAAGACAUGUGCGUAUAGCUUCUCUUUCUUUCUUAGAGUCUUCAGCGCAUGCAAAUGCAGAAGAAGAGAAAGAAGAAGAAUAA